Oryza brachyantha (malo sina) is the source of this 2104-nucleotide messenger RNA. RefSeq names its product probable receptor-like protein kinase At5g20050. Gene Ontology annotation, biological process: protein phosphorylation. Bases 261 to 1622 code for a protein of 453 amino acids. The record is from RefSeq and is a predicted model, not a curated record. Gene Ontology annotation, molecular function: ATP binding; protein kinase activity. NCBI's taxonomy places the organism in Eukaryota, Viridiplantae, Streptophyta, Magnoliopsida, Poales, Poaceae. The transcript has a single exon.
CCUAUCAUUUCCUCUUCUUUUCUUUAAUGAAAAAUUUUGAUCAGGUCAGCUCUUUGCCGCUGCAAGAUAAAGCCCAAAUGUUAGUUGAAAUGUAGCUAUCAUUCUUAAGAAUUCACAUGUUUUCUCCCUAUGUAUUAAUUACUACCCAUCUUGUCAAAAUUUCGGAAUUAACACAGGCAAGUGUGCAAGAACUGAUCUUGGGAAACCAGCAAUGGCGAGCGGCGUCGCCGGCCGGCCGGUGAUGGUGUGAUCCAUCAUCGAUGGAGAGCAAGAAGGCCAAGAUCCUCGCCGGCACGGGCGUCGCCGUGCUGCUGGUCCUCGAGCUCGCUCUCUACCUCCGCUUCCGGCUGUCGAGGCCGUUCUUCCUCGCCACCGCCGUCAUCGUGUCGUCCGCCCUGUCGGCGUCGGUCGUGACGCUGCUGCACCACGCGCUGAGCGCCCGGAGGCGGGCGGAGCGCAUGGCGAGGCGGCCGUCCAUGGACGGCGAGGAGCAGCUCCGCGUGGAGUACAGCUACUUCCGCAAGGUCGCCGGGCUGCCGUGCAAGUUCUCGUUCGAGGCGCUGGCGGCGGCGACGGACGGGUUCCAGUACACGGUGGGGCGGGGGUCGUCGGGGACGGUGUUCAAGGGCAUCCUCGACGACGGCACGGCCGUGGCGGUGAAGCGGAUCGACGGCGCCGACCACGUCGACAAGGAGUUCAAGUCGGAGGUGUCGGCGAUCGCCAGCGCGCAGCACGUCCACCUGGUGCGGCUCGUCGGCUUUUGCCUCGUCCCGCGCGGCCCUCGCUUCCUCGUCUACGAGUACAUGGAGCACGGCUCCCUCGACAAGUGGAUCUUCCCGCACUCCGGCGAUCGCCGGCGGUUCCUGCCGUGGGCGGCGCGGUACCAGGUCGCCGUCGACGUGGCGAGGGCGCUCGCGUACUUGCACCACGACUGCCGCAACAAGGUGCUGCACCUCGACGUGAAGCCGGAGAACAUCCUCCUCGACGACGGAUUCCGCGGCCUCCUCUCCGACUUCGGGCUGUCGAAGCUGAUGGGGAAGGAGCAGAGCCGGGUGGUGACGACGGUGCGCGGCACGACGGGGUACCUGGCGCCGGAGUGGCUGCUCGGCGUGGGGAUCACGGAGAAGUCCGACGUGUACAGCUACGGGCUCGUGCUGCUCGAGAUGGUCGGUGGGCGGCGCAACCUGCAGGCGGAGGACAACCACGCGUCGUCGUCGUCGUCGCCGCGGUGGACGUACUUCCCCAAGGUCGCCGCCGACAAGGCGAGGGAGGGGCGGGUGAUGGAGGUGCUGGACAGGCGGGUGGUGGAGUCCGGCGAGGCCGUGGAGGAGGCGGCGGUGCGGAGGCUGGUCCACGUGGCGCUAUGGUGCGCGCAGGAGAAGGCCAGCGCGCGGCCGUCCAUGGCGCGCGUGGUGGAGAUGCUCGAGGGGCGCGGCGCCGCGGCGGAGGCCGUGGAGGCCCCGCCGCCGUCGGACAUGAUCGUGGUCGACCUCCUCUCGCUCGACCCGUCGCGCGGCCCCGGACCGUUCGGGCUGCCGCCGCCGGCCAGCGGCGGCGGGAUGCGGGCGACGUCGUCGGGGCUCAGCAACUCGUUCGCGCUCUCCUACCUGUCGGGACGAUAACCUCACGCCCUCUGCACGGUGGCUCGCCGGAGGCGGUGGUCGGAGAUUUCGGGCCUGUUUAAAAAGCUUUAGAUUCGAGAAGCAACUGCUUGGUAGCCAGCAUCUGAGAAUAUGGAAAAGCUUCUAAACCUAGCUUUUUUAGAUUCUGGAUUCUUAGUUUAUUUUUUAGAAUCUUCUCAGAAACUGUGAAUCGUUUGAAAAAGUUUCUGACAGAAGCAGUUUCUGAAAAAAGCUGUAACUUGGAGAAGCUCCCCAAACAGACCCUUCUCCUCCGACCACCCUCGGCUCACGGGACCGUCCGAUGGAGAUCGUGUGGUCAAGAAUCAAACCGGCACGACUCCAGCACAGUUUAAUUUUUUUUCGUUUCUUUUUCUUUCAAAACAGAAAGAUACAAAGUUACAAACUGAAACAUUUUUUGAUUUUUCGUGAACGAGCAAAAGCUUUACGCGCGUGUUAAGGAUUUGCUUGUUUGUGGGAGAAAC